Molecule: messenger RNA, 719 nt
Organism: Camelina sativa (false flax)
Lineage: Eukaryota; Viridiplantae; Streptophyta; Magnoliopsida; Brassicales; Brassicaceae
Source: RefSeq, a predicted model, not a curated record
AUGGAUUUGCUACCAUCAAGAUGUAAGAUUCACAUGACAACGACGUUAAAAUGGAUCAUUACAAUGAUGACGUUGACGACGAUGAUGAUGCGAAAAGGAGAAUCAACGAGAUUGGAUAUGGAAUCAGGUAUCCACAAAUGUAUCUCCGAUGAUAUCAAAUUUAAUUACAUGACGGUUGGAACUUAUUCCAUCGUCAAUCCAAACGAAGGUCAACAUCUUCCGCCUUCUCACAAACUCUUUGUCACUGUGACGUCCCCAAAAGGGAAAACCCAUCAUCACGCAGAGAAUGUAGAGUCUGGGAAGUUCGUGUUCACGGCAGAUGAAACCGGGGAUUACAUGACGUGUUUUGUUGCUCCAGGUUAUAGACCUGUGGCAAAAUUCGCGGUUGAUUUCGAGUGGAAAAGUGGCGUAGAGGCUAAAGAUUGGACCACCAUUGCCAAAAGAGGCCAAAUCAACAUGCUGGAGGUUGAGGUGAGGAAGUUACUUGACGUGACAGAAACUAUACAUGAAGAAAUGUUUCAGCUCCGAGAGAGGGAGCGUGAAAUGCAAGAGUUGAACCGAUCAACGAAUUCAAGAAUGGCGGCACUAAGUAUAUUGUCGUUGGCGGUUACGUUGUCCGUCGCCGGUUUACAACUAUGGCACCUCAAGUCAUUCUUGGAAAGGAAAAAGCUCCUAUGAUCAAAACAUGUUGUUGCUUCUGUUUUAUUAUGUUUAAAAGA